UGCAUCCUCGGGGGCGCGGGGGCUCCCGCAUCCUUGGGGGCGCGGGCGCUCUCGGGGGCGCUCCUGCAUCCUCGGCUCACCUGGCUCUCCUUGAAUAUCUUCCUUUUCUGGGAAACCUUCCUGCUGUAUAAGCAAGGACCGGAGUAUUACUACAUCCACCAGAUGCUGGGGCUAGGAUUGUGUCUGAGCAGAGCCUCUGCGUCCGUCCUUAAUCUCAACUGCAGCCUUAUCCUCUUACCUAUGUGUCGGACUCUCCUGGCUUACCUCCGAGGAUCCCAGAAGGUUCCAAGCAGAAGAACCAGAAGAUUGUUAGAUAAAAGCAGGACAUUCCAUAUAACCUGUGGGAUCACCAUCUGUAUUUUCUCAGGUGUGCACGUGGCUGCCCAUCUCGUAAAUGCCCUGAACUUCUCCGUGAACUACAACAAAGAGUUCAUUGAACUAAAUGCAGCACGGCACCAAGAUGAGGAUCCAAGAAAACUUCUCUUUACAACUGUUCCUGGCCUGACAGGAGUCUGCAUGGUAUUGACGCUCUUCUUGAUGGUUACAGCUUCUACAUAUUCCAUGCGAGUUUCUAACUAUAACAUCUUCUGGUAUACUCAUAAUCUCUUCUUUGUCUUCUACAUGCUGCUGAUAUUGCAUGUUUCAGGAGGACUGCUGAAAUACCAGACUAAUUUAGAUACCCACCCACCUGGCUGCAUCAAACUUAAUGGAACCCAUUACCAGAAUAUUCACUCACUGGAUUAUCUCUCAGAAUACUUCCAUGAAUCUUUCCCUCAAGGAUUUUCAAGACCAGAUGAACUUACCCAGCAAACAUUUAAGAUUUGUAAGGAAGAACCCAGAUUUCAAGCAAACUUUCCACAGACUUGGAUCUGGAUUUCUGGCCCUUUGUGCCUGUAUUGUGCUGAAAGACUUUACAGGUGCAUCCGGAGCAAUACGCCUGUCACCAUUCUCUCCGUCAUCAGCCACCCAGCAAAUGUCAUGGAAAUUCAAAUGGUCAAAGAAAACUUUAAAGCAAGGCCUGGCCAGUAUAUUAUUCUACAUUGCCCCAGUGUAUCUGCAUUGGAAAAUCACCCAUUCACCCUCACAAUGUGCCCUACUGAAACCAAAGCAACCUUUGGGGUCCACUUCAAAAUAGUAGGAGAUUGGACAGAACGUUUUCGAGAUUUACUCCUGCCUCCACCUAGUCAAGACUCUGAGAUCCUGCCCUUCAUUCAAUCUACACAUUAUCCCAAGCUCUAUGUCGAUGGCCCCUUUGGAAGUCCAUUUGAGGAAUCACUGAACUAUGAGGUCAGCCUCUGUGUGGCUGGAGGCAUUGGGGUAACUCCAUUUGCAUCAAUACUCAACACCCUGCGGGAUGACUGGAAACUAUACAAGCUUAGAAGAUUGUACUUUAUUUGGGUAUGCAGAGACAUCCAUUCCUUCCAUUGGUUUGCAGACUUAAUAUGUGUAUUGCACAACAAGUUUUGGGAAGAGAACAGACCUGAUUUUAUGAACAUCCAGCUGUAUCUCAGUCGAACAGAUGGACUUCAGAAGAUAAUUGGAGAUAAAUAUCAAGCACUGAAUUCAAGACUUUUUAUCGGACGUCCUCAAUGGAAACUUCUAUUUGAUGAAGUAGCAAAAUGUAAUAGAGGGAAAACAAUUGGUGUUUUUUGCUGUGGACCCAGUUCCAUUUCCAAGAUUCUUCAUAAACUGAGUAACCGUAGCAACUCAUAUGGGACAAAAUUUGAAUACAAUAAAGAAUCUUUCAGCUGAACACAGUUGAGAUGAACCAUAACUCUACAGAGGAAAUGAGUGCAAUUGCUAAGACUUAAAGCUCAGCCAAAUCUAACAGCUGUGUCAUGCCAAAGAAUAGCAAACUUUUCUGAAAUAUGAUUAUUUAAACUGAGAAUGUGUCACAGGACAGGUCCCAUUGCAUCUUUAAUCUGAAAGCCAAAGAACCCUGAAGAAUAUUUCAUAUGAUGAUUCCAAUGUUCAGAUUGAGAGAGAACUAUAGAUGCACAUUGUUGAUUUUUAUUUCAGAUGCAAGAAAGAAGUGAGAGCACCCUUGCCCCUGUGGGAAUGUGAGC
Sorex araneus (European shrew) is the source of this 2066-nucleotide messenger RNA. It is a transcript of the gene NOX4, whose product is annotated as NADPH oxidase 4. The coding region runs from base 163 to 1752 and encodes 529 amino acids. The record is from RefSeq and is a predicted model, not a curated record. Gene Ontology annotation, cellular component: NADPH oxidase complex; plasma membrane. NCBI's taxonomy places the organism in Eukaryota, Metazoa, Chordata, Mammalia, Eulipotyphla, Soricidae. Gene Ontology annotation, molecular function: superoxide-generating NAD(P)H oxidase activity. Gene Ontology annotation, biological process: defense response; superoxide anion generation. The transcript has 18 exons.